GCUGUAAGUAUUCUAUCGUAUUAUAUAGUUCUACGGUCAUCGUGGCAUGUUUACAUUUUUAGUUUUUUUUUGUGAAAAUCUUCUGUGAGGCAUGUGCAAGCUGUCAUUUUAGGUUAACUCUGAGUGGGAAAGUAUUGGACGUAAAAGUUGUGAUAUUAAAGCUUAUAAUGGUGCUAGAUUUGGAUUUGUUUCGCCCCGAGAAAGGCGGUGAUCCAGAGAAGAUUCGCUUAAACCAACGAAAACGAUUUAAAGACGAAGGUCUUGUUGAUACUGUAAUAGAGAAAGAUGUUUUGUGGAGACAGUUGCGCUUCAAAGCAGACAACUGGAACAAACUCAAAAAUGUCUGCAGCAAGGCAGUUGGUGAAAAAAUGAAGGGGAAGGAGCCGGGCUCCGGGGAGCAGCGCGUGCCGGAGGACCUGGUGGCGAGGCUGGACGCGCUGGGGCUGGAGGACCUGCGCGGCCUGGCGGUGGGGCAGAUCAAGGCUCUGCGCGGCCUGGUGGAGGAGGCCCUGCAGCGCAACGAGGCGUCCCUGAGGCGGGCGGAGCAGGAGCGCAGCAGCGCCCUCAGGGAGGUGGGCAACCUGCUGCACCCCUCCGUGCCGCUCAGCGACGACGAGGACCACAACAAGGUGGAGAGGACGUUCGGGGACUGUGCGCAGAGGAAGACGUACUCCCACGUGGACCUGAUCCACAUGAUCGGCGGCGUGGACACCGAGAGGGGCGCGGCCGUCUCCGGAGGGCGCGGCUACUACCUCAUGGGCCCCGCGGUGUUCCUGGAGCUGGCCCUCAUUCAGCUGGCCCUGCGCAAGCUGCUGGCGAAGGGCUACCAGCCCCUGUACACGCCCUUCUUCAUGCGCAAGGACGUGAUGCAGCAGGUGGCUCAGCUGUCCCAGUUCGACGAGGAGCUCUACAAGGUUGUGGGUAAAGGCAGCGAGAAAGGAGAGGACAAGGAGCUGGAAGAGAAGUACCUCAUAGCGACCUCGGAGCAGCCAAUCGCAGCAUUCCAUCGCGAUGAGUGGAUCCCGGAGAGCGCCCUGCCCAUCCGCUACGCCGGCAUCUCGACCUGCUUCCGCCAGGAAGUGGGGUCGCACGGCCGCGACACGCGAGGCAUCUUCAGGGUGCACCAGUUUGAGAAGGUGGAGCAGUUCUGCCUCACGUCGCCGUCGGACGACCAGUCGUGGGAGAUGAUGGAGGAGAUGAUCGGCAACGCGGAGGAGUUCUGCCGGGAGCUGGGCAUCCCGUACCGCGUGGUGAACAUCGUGUCGGGCGCGCUCAACCACGCCGCUGCCAAGAAGCUGGACUUGGAGGCUUGGUUUCCCGGCUCUGGUGCCUUCAGGGAGCUGGUGUCUUGCAGCAACUGCCUGGACUACCAGUCAAGGCGUCUGCUGGUGAGGUUCGGCCAGACCAAGAAGAUGAACGCGCAGGUGGACUUUGUGCACAUGCUGAACGCGACCAUGUGUGCCACGACGCGCGUCAUCUGUGCUCUGCUGGAGGGCAACCAGACGGAGACCGGGAUCGCGGUGCCGCCCGCCCUCAGACCGUUCCUGCCGCCGGAGUACCAGGAGGAGAUCCCCUUCGUGAAGCCGGCGCCCAUAGACGAGGCCGAGACCAGGAAGCACAAGAAACAGAAGGAGGGAAUGAAAACUGCCGGUGGCGACAAGUGAUGGUUGGAGACGCGCUGCAGGAAAUAAAGCACUUCGGCUGGGCA
Molecule: messenger RNA, 1708 nt
Organism: Bacillus rossius redtenbacheri
Lineage: Eukaryota; Metazoa; Arthropoda; Insecta; Phasmatodea; Bacillidae
Gene: SerRS
Product: serine--tRNA ligase, cytoplasmic
Exons: 10
Coding region: 168-1664 (498 amino acids)
Biological process (GO): seryl-tRNA aminoacylation
Cellular component (GO): cytosol
Molecular function (GO): ATP binding; serine-tRNA ligase activity; tRNA binding
Source: RefSeq, a predicted model, not a curated record